Molecule: messenger RNA, 3428 nt
Organism: Erigeron canadensis
Lineage: Eukaryota; Viridiplantae; Streptophyta; Magnoliopsida; Asterales; Asteraceae
Product: probable inactive leucine-rich repeat receptor kinase XIAO
Exons: 3
Coding region: 1-1635 (544 amino acids)
Molecular function (GO): protein binding
Source: RefSeq, a predicted model, not a curated record
AUGAUCACGGCUUUCUCCAACGUUACAUGUGUCCAAAGGGAGCAACAAUCACUACUUCUAUUCAGGCAAGGCCUCAAGGACGAAUCACGGCGUCUGUCAACAUGGACCGGACUAAAUUGUUGUGAGUGGCAUGGAGUUGGGUGUGACAGGAAAAGUGGUCAUGUUGUCAAACUUGAUCUUCGAUCUCCCUUGUCUUUCAUAGACGAAUAUACUUUAAACACAAGUAAUUGGCUCGAAGGUAAGGUAAGUCCUUCCUUACUCAACUUAAAGCAUUUGCGUUACUUAGACCUGAGCAUGAACAAUUUCUUAGGACAACAUAUUCCUGAGUUCUUUGGGUCUUUCAAGUAUUUGGAAUACCUUAACCUCUCUUACUCGGGUUUUAGUGGUGUAGUCCCUCCUCAUCUAGGAAAUCUCUCGAGGUUACAGUAUCUCGAUCUUAAUCUCCUAGACAGGGAUGACAUGUUAUCUCUCCCUUAUAAUGUUUCUUUGAUGGUCAAGGAUGAUUUGCGGUGGGUGUCUUUGUUGUCGUCUUUAAGACACUUGGAUUUAUGGUUCCAUCCGGUUAACAGGUUACCUUCUUUGCUUACACUGAACUUGGCCUCGUGUGAUAUCAAUUUUCCCUCCAUAAAAUUCAUCAACUUCACUUCUCUUAAUUCACUUGAUCUUUAUGGAAACAACAUAAAUUCGACCAUUCCUGUUUGGUUAUCAAACCUUACCGGCCUCGUGAAUUUGAACCUUAAGAAAAACAACUUUCAUGGCCGAAUACCUGAUUUUAUUGGCACCUUGAGCUUUCUUUUUUCCAUCAAACUUUCAUUUAAUCAAUUGUCCGGUCAAAUACCUCCCUCACUUACUCGCCUAUCAUCUCUAAGAUAUUUGUCUCUUGGUUUUAAUCAACUAAAUGAGAGCAUACCUGAAAGCAUUGGACUACUCACGAGGCUUCAAGUGCUCAAUUUUGGUAGUAACCAAUUGAGUGGACGCAUACCUGAAAGCAUUGGACUACUCACGAGGCUAGAAGGACUCUUUCUUGGUGUUAAUCAAUUGAGUGGGAGUAUACCUGAAAGCAUUGGACUACUCAAGAGACUACAAUAUCUCUAUCUUCCUGAUAAUCGAUUAAGUGGGAGCAUACCUGAAAGCAUUGCACUACUCACGAGGCUACAAGUGCUGGAUCUUGAAAUUAACCAAUUGAGUGGUAGCAUUCCCACUAAUCUUGGUCAGUUGUUAAACCUACAAGUACUCUAUCUUGAUAGAAAUCAAUUGAGUGGGAACAUUCCAACUAGUCUUGGUCAACUUUCAAACCUAGAAUUACUCUAUCUUAAUGGUAAUCAAUUGAAUGGGAGCAUUCCCACUAGUCUUGGUCAGCUUUCAAACCUGCAAUACCUUUAUCUUUCUAGUAAUCAUUUGAGUGGGAACAUUCCCACUAGUCUUCGUGAACUUUCAAACCUCCUAGACCUUUCUCUUUAUAAUAAUCAAUUGAGUGGGGACAUUCCUACUAGUCUUGGUCAGCUUUCAAACCUCCAAAACCUUUCUCUUCAGAGUAAUCAAUUGGGUGGGAACAUUCCCACUAGUUUUGGUCAGCUUUCAAACCUCCGCCGCCUAGAUGUAACUAAAAACUUAUUGGACGGGGUUUGUUUCUGAAGUUCACUUCACUAAACUCAAUAAAUUAACUGAGUUGUACUUGUCUGACAAUUCAUUAACUUCACAAUUCAUUAACUUUGAAUGUCAGCCCUCAUUGGAUUCCUCCCUUCCAAUUGAAUCAUUUUGGUGCAAGCUCCUGCAACAUCGGACCCCAAUUCCCGGAAUGGCUUCAAACACAAACAAAUCUUCAAUGGUUAGGUCUUUUCGACAACCAGCUUAGUGGAAAUUUGCCACGAAUAAGGAACCCAGGUGUCGAGAUUGUUAAUCUUGGAAAAAAUCACUUUAUCGGAAGUGUUCCAACACACUUAUGUGAGUUGCUUAGUAUAAAACUACUGGAUUUAUCCGAUAAUAACUUAUCUGGGGUUCUUCCCGAGUGCUUAGGGAGUUUGAUUCAAUUAGAAGUGAUUGAUCUUACAAAUAACGGGUUAACAGGUGAUGUUCCAAAUUCGUUAGGUUCUCUAUCAUCUCUUCAAUCAUUACACUUGAGCAACAACAAAUUUAAGGGGAAUCUCUCGAUGGCCUUACAGAACUUGAAUAGCUUAGUUACCUUGGAUUUAGGAAACAAUUUGUUGACGGGUAAUAUCCCUGCUUGGAUUGGAAAAAGGUUAUCAAAGCUUAAAAUCUUGAAUCUCGAGUCAAAUAAUUUCACGGGUACGAUUCCACUAGAACUCUGUCAAAAUAAUGCUCUUCAACUUUUAAACUUGGCAAAUAAUAGCAUAACUGGCAUGAUCCCUCGUUGCUUUCAUAAUUUAACUGGUAUGAUCAAUACUAGUGUUUACUUUGAAUACACUGACACUGGAUAUGAAGAAAAUGUUGAAGCUUACAUAAAAGGCAUUCAAUUGAAGUACACAAAGACCGUUGGGUUUCUUAUAUCCUUGGACCUUUCAAGCAACAAAAUUAUUGGCAAAAUUCCUGAAGAUGUUUUAAGGAACCUCGUGGCGUUGAAAAAUUUGAAUCUUUCUAGAAAUUUACUAAGUGGACAAAUUCCGACAACAAUUGGAAAUUUAAAGCAAAUGGAAUCUUUAGAUUUGUCGACGAAUAAGUUGUUUGGUCCAAUACCUUCAAGUUUAGCCGACUUAGACUUUCUAAGCUACUUGAACCUGUCCUUUAAUAACUUAAGUGGCCCAAUUCCAGUUGGAAAUCAUCUUCAAACUUUAGGAGAUCCAUCUACGAUUUAUGAAGGGAACACCGAGCUAUGUGGGCCCUCACUAUCAAGGAGUUGCAAAGAAAAAAAACUAUGGUAUGGUUAUGCCGGUGAGGAUGAAGGUAAAUAUGGUUCACAAGGUUGUUGGUGGUUUUAUGCUGGUAUGGUUUCAGGUUUCGUUGUGGGUUUUAUGGGAUUUAUAGGUAGCUUGUACUUUAUUAUGAUUUGGAGGGUAACUUACUUUGAGAUGAUAGAAAAUGUUUACGCUUUCUAAUGAUUUCAAUUAUAGCGACUCUUCCCUAACUAAGGACGAAGAUUUUCUAAUGAGGUACAAAGCUGCGAUAGGGUUGUUCUGGAUUUCUGGUUGCCAAAAAAGAAGGUGAAGUUGCUCCAAGACUAUGCUAGAAGAUUUUUAAGUUGUGUGUAGGGAAAGUAGCUUUUUGAUGUUUAUUAUUGUGUUCAAUAUAUAGGGGAAUUUAUAUUUCAACAUUGUGUUUACUAUAACGAAAGCGCGUGUAAAAUACAAUCAGUGUGGCUUUCUGUGAUGUGUUUGGCGAAACCGUCCACUCCUGGAGUAUACAUAUAUGGACGUUUAAUAUUAAAUUUUUAGGAUAUAAUGUGAUGUCGUAAAGCGAUAGAAAUUUGUUAA